AUGACCACUCACAAGGGAGGUUCCGUGCGAGCGGCCGCCUCGCGAGCUUCCAGUGUUGCUCGCACCAUCGCCAAAAAGCGGGAGAAGCCCUACAAAACAGAGCAGAGUCGAAUUCUCGCAAAGAAGCGCAAACUUACCCUCAACACCUCAUAUACGACCGCACCCAGUGGCUUUCAAUYCCUGCCCGUUGGCACGCCUGACCUUGCAGAUCGAUGCAAGGAAAUUUCCAGACAGAAAGGCUUGACCGUUCACGUCGUCAACGCAACUCCAGUCAGUAAGGCUGCCGUGGACCCAGACAAGGUUUCGCAUCACAUUCAUCGCGUUGGCUACCAUUUUCGCGCCGAGGUUGUCGAGGAAGCUUGUCAAGCAUUGGGAUAUGUCGUGACACGCAAAGGCUUUGUCAAGGAGUCCCAGCUCGAGGAGCAACGCGAACAGAGCAAGAUGGCCCAAGCCUUGGCCAAGUUCGGACUUCACUUUGACGUCGAAAAGGAGACGGACCUCCAGGUCAUGGCAGCCGUCAAGGAAUUAUUCCCCAAGAUGCCAGAGCGAGAUCUUACUCAGGUCCUGCGCCACGCCUGGGAGAAGGGCGCCGACCGUAUAGGGACCAACAUGGAGAUUGACCUCCCUCGCCGUGUUCAGCUUGCUGUAUUGGCUCGCAUUCGUCAUGAGUAUACCGACUACGAUCGAUUACUUCGCGCGUUUGAAUGGAAGGACGCUCGCGCCCUCGUAGAGCCCGUGUGUCUGAAGAAGUUGAUUGAGUGGCGAGGUGAGGUCGAUGAGGGUAAUGACGAUGAGCUUGAGGAGAUUGUGCGCGAGACCAUUGUCAUCGAUGACGAUGAUGAUAUACUCAGCGAAGCAGACGACGAGGGCUCGACAGAGCUCGAUGAAGGCAAUGCAAGUGACACCAGCAUCGAGAUAAGCCACAAACCCGUCGCGCUGGACGAUAUUGGAGCCGAGAGCCACGACGAGAACUCGAGAAUGUUCAUGCAAAAGUAUAGGCCGUUGCCCCGCACUCUGCGCUACUACCAGCAACGAGAUAAUGAGGUUCAUCAAAAGAUCGACGCUGCACGACAGCAGAUGCGCAAUGCUCCUACAGCAGGUGACCAGCGUGACGUGGUUAGGAUCACUGUCCCUCCAGGAGAUGGGAACGUCGUUAUCGAUGGCCGUCUGUAUCAAAGACAGCCUGCCCAGCAGAAUCAUGAUAGCCAGCGCUAUGGCCCACCCUCAAUACCGCAGAGUGCUCCAUACGCCUAUCAGCCGAUAUCGCGUCCUCACACUCGCAAUGGGAAUGCUUCUCAACAUCCGGAGAGAGUCGUGUCCUCCAUCGAACACAUCGAUCAGCGGCAUGACCGAUCCAAGUCCCAUCUACGGCACUCUCCCGCAGCGGCCCAGCAUGGCCAUCACGCCUUGGAUAAAGCUAUGGCUGGCGGCACGAUCGACCUGACAUCGCCACGUGAUGGACACAUAUCGCGGCAGUCAGUGUGGUCCGUGGAAGACCGCCGGCCCGGGUUUGUCAAUGCCUCAGUUGCACCUAUUCAAUACGUUCCCCACCCGCAGCAGAACGGCAGACAGUACCAAGCCCCAGUCCAGUCACGAGCGCCAAUCUACCAGCCCAUUGACUUACCUCCUGGCUACGGUACCCAACAGCAGCAGCGCGUCAUCUACGUCAACUCUGCUCAUGGCACACCCCAGCCUGUCCACGGCGCACCGGCUGCUGUCCAGCAGCUCCCUAAAGCAGGUGGAGUACCCGUUGUGCAGCAAUUGGACCCGAGAUAUGCCAAUCAUUAUGUUCGCCCAGACUCAACGGCGCAUAGCCAUGCUUCACACUUCUAUUAUCCCCGCUGA
Molecule: messenger RNA, 1845 nt
Organism: Ramularia collo-cygni
Lineage: Eukaryota; Fungi; Ascomycota; Dothideomycetes; Mycosphaerellales; Mycosphaerellaceae
Exons: 4
Coding region: 1-1845 (614 amino acids)
Source: RefSeq, a predicted model, not a curated record